Molecule: messenger RNA, 2763 nt
Organism: Pseudogymnoascus destructans
Lineage: Eukaryota; Fungi; Ascomycota; Leotiomycetes; Thelebolales; Thelebolaceae
Exons: 3
Coding region: 632-2548 (638 amino acids)
Source: RefSeq, a predicted model, not a curated record
UGAGACGGAACUGAGACGCCUCAGGACGAGCCUGCCACACAACCGCAUUGCGAUCUCUUCCAGUUGCAGUCAAGAAGCCCAAUAACCCAGUAAGGUCCACAUGAUAAUGCGUCAGCUUGUGUGGAUUCUCUCAAGUGUUACUUCCUCCUCGCUGUGUUUCUGGUGAGUGCGCAUGUAUAUCGCUGUCGCAAGCUUGGGCACGCGAGGCAGUCUCGGGGAUGAUCAGAGCUCCUGAUCUCCACUCAGUUCUAUGGCUUCUUGAUCUCAGCGUCAAAAGGGAAGGAUCCGUUGCAUUUGUGCGGCAGUUCGCUCCUGAAGUCUGGGGUUUCCUGUCAUGCCAAGAUCACGGAAUCAUGUGUCUACCCGAUGCCAUCCAUAUCUUGUUGAUAUCCUGAUGAUCGGAAGUUCUUCAUCCUUUUCGUAGUAUGGCUGGCACAUACGGCACUUUUAUUUCUUUUCAUUUUCUGUAGUUUGGCUGCUUCAUUCGUCAUUUUUCAUUCUCAAUUGGCUCUUUUUGUUUGUUACGAAUACUCUACGUCCGACCUUCGACCUACCUCUCUUUCCGAAUCAGUAUAUUCUAUGUUACGGCUUUGAACCGAUUAUCUAUCAAGUUCGGUAGAAGGCAAAAGCCAUGGCUCCAUUCAACCAUUUCGGUGCUGUUUUCUCGACGCCACGACCCCCGGUUUCUCCGCCAUCGACGGAACGGACUGCGAGGGAACGAAGGGCAUUGCGAGAUUUCCAGCCAGAGAGGGCUCCGAAUAUAUCUAGGGACUCGAGACCAAGGCGAUGCCGACGGCUAUCACCUCGACAGCUACCUGCCGCGGUCGAUUCGGAUAGUGUCAGUACUGGCGAAGUGGGUGACGAAGUGAGCAGCGCUUCGGAUAGUGGCAGUGCUUCCGCGGCGACAGAGAGAGGUACAUUAGGUGAUGCGAUAGCUGGAGCUGGUUCUGUGACUGACAGUGCCCUCGAUGCAAUCCUUGGUGGCCAAAGUUCUACCGCCGUUGCAGCGCCCGAGAAAACCAGUGCCGCUGAAAUAGAAAGCAAGCCGACUGAUAUCGCCACCACGGCGAGCGAACCGGAGGCCGUUGCCAUUACAUCGAGCAAACCAUCGUCUGCCGCCGUUGAAACGAGUAGGCCAGCUAUCAUUACCACAACGCCAACGAAACAUUCUAGCAAAACGCCUGACACACCAUCAUCAUCAGCUCCGCCUGUAGCGGCAUUGCCAGGAACUACCAGAGUAUUGUCGCCAGAAGCUGCCGCUACUCCUACACCUAGUAAGGUAGGAGGACUGACAAGGGUUACCCCGGAAUUUACCAGGGCCUUUCCAACGCCAAAAGCACAACUGCAGAGUGCAGACCGCGUCAGUCUCAGCAACACCCAAGCCACAGGUGCUGCGGGGCUAAAGGCCCAGGGUCAGGCUAUUGACUCUACUAAGUCUGGCGAUGAUCUCGAUUCAGAUUAUGAGGACGACUCUACCGAGUCGCGGUUGGUCGCCUUCACAACAAUCUCUGGCACCCCUCUCUCGACAUUAUCAGCCAUCUUGGAUCCUACUGCUGUGAGGACCUUGCCAGACAGCGUCACCACGGCAUCUCAGACUGGUGGUCAACCUACGAUAGCUUCGGCUGCUGCCAACAAGCCACCGCUUACCCCUGAAGCCUCAAAUGGCCUGAUUGCAUUCGGUGCUGUCGGUGGCGUUCUUGUACUCAGCUUUGUAGUAUGCAUCCUGCUUCGUCUCCUCAAGACCGACGCCUUCGGCUGCUUCAACUGUUGUGGAAGCAAACGCAAGUCUCAGAAUAGUGCCUCAGAGUCCCUUUACCAUGCAAGCGGCGUCUUCGGCACAGCUGCUCCCUCAGAAAUUCAAACCCAUUCGCGAGGCUUCUCGGCAUUUUUCAACCCCAUGAUCCAGUUAAGAGCCGCCAAGUACGAAAAAGACCCAAGUCAGGGCCAAACGUACUCGCGCAACUCGUUGAUACAGAAUGCGGCGCCCAUCGCUGUGAGCCAACAGCCUAUGCAAUCUAGGGAUGACCCUCCUCCCAUGCCUGUCCUUCCACUAGCGUACCGUCAGGCCGCCAAUGGGAAGAACCCGCGGAUAUCGGAGGUCUCCAGUCUAUCAUCUGGCUUCGGAGACGCUGUAAUCGAUAUACCUGAAUCGGGACCAACUACAUAUGUUACCAACAAGUCGGGCCAAGGUUUACCUAAACCUAACAGUCAAACGCUCGGGCUGGACGUAGGCCCCCGGUUCUCAUGGGCAAACGUACCUACUCCCCGAACACUCGGUAACCACAGAAACAGAGACACUGCUAACACUGCUACGACGACCACCUCUCGUGACUCAGAGCCCAGGUUCCGCACCGUAACGAGCUGGGUGCAUCAGCAGGCGAACCGGGUGAUGAAGAACCAAAGUGAUAGCGGUGCUUCUGCUGCCCCUAGCCAAGAGAGGAGCAGCGUCCCGGACAUACCGGCUUUUCCCGAGGCAUACGGGGGAGGAAAGCAUCAGAGGAUGCCGAGUGUGGACGGAUGUGGUGUCCAGGGCACAUCCGGGCGAUGAAGUUGAGAUUAAGGAGAGUUCGAGGAUCCCGAGCACCUUGUUGACGAGGAAGUUGAGGCAUUGAGGGGUGGAGGAUGGGGCUAUCUAGCAGUGUAAUAACACACGUGGUGUAUUGAAGAGUGAGACAUGGGGGAGGGGAUAUAUCAUAGUAUCUGUCUAUGGGGUAGCUCCUGGGGACUACUAGCGGGGUUGGAGAGCGUUGGGUUUUGAAGGAA